Messenger RNA from Armigeres subalbatus, 2240 nucleotides. Its product is annotated as cytochrome P450 4C1-like. NCBI's taxonomy places the organism in Eukaryota, Metazoa, Arthropoda, Insecta, Diptera, Culicidae. Bases 35 to 1513 code for a protein of 492 amino acids. Gene Ontology annotation, molecular function: heme binding; iron ion binding; monooxygenase activity. The record is from RefSeq and is a predicted model, not a curated record. The transcript is spliced from 4 exons.
CUUGCCCCAUAUUUGAAAUAGUCUUCGAACAGAAAUGGUGCUAUCAUCGACCGUAUUAGCACUUCUCCCAGUGAUAGCGCUUCUGGCGCUGUGGUGGAAAUUUCGUCGUUUCUAUCAAAUAUCUUCCGAACUGCCGGGGCCCAUCAAUUAUCCGCUGGUCGGUUGCGGUCAUCUGUUUUUCGGAAAAUCUAACGAGAAACGGUUUGCCAUCGUAAAUGAUUUGACCAGAACGUAUCCAUCGCCGUGCAGAUUUUGGCUCGGCCCCAAACUGUUUGUGUUCAUCGAUAAUGCUGAGGAUAUUCAAAUUGUUUUGAACUCGCCAAAUUGCUUGGAAAAGGCUGAACCUUAUAGAUUCAUUAGGAGUGUGAGAGGGCUGUUCACCUCGCCAGUGGAUUUAUGGAAAGUUCAUCGAAAACUGUUAUCACCAUGUUUCAAUAAUGCAGGUCUUUUGACAAGUUUUGUGUCAAUUUUAAACGAAAAAAGUAAAAUACUGGUGCAACGUCUCGAGAAAAGUAUUGGAGAAGAAUCAUACGAUGUGUACAACGACAUAUCCAGAUGCACUCUGGAUAUGAUUUGUGCAACUUUUCUGGGAAGCGAUUUGAACUUGCAAAGCAACAAAGGCACCAAAUUGAUUAAAGCUGUUGAACAUGGUAGUGAAUUGAUCAACAAUCGUUUUUAUAAUAUUUGGCUCCAUCCGGAAUGGAUUUAUCGGAGAACAAAACACUUCAGAGAAGAACAGAAGUGUUUUGAACAGUUUUUUGCUCUGCAACGUGAAGUACUGGAACGUAGGAGAAAAGAACGAACUGAAAUUACGAAUGAUAGCCGCGACCAGAAAAAAUCUAACAUAUUUAUAGAUCAAGUUAUACAAAUCUCAGAAGAAACAGGAAUAUUCGACGAUACUGACGUGCGCGACGAAAUCUGUACCUUGAUCGUAGCAGGAAACGAAACCUCAGCACUGAAUCUUUCCACGAUCAUUCUAAUGUUAGCGAUCCAUCAGGAGAUUCAAGAUGAGGUGCACAACGAAAUUGUGAACGUGUUGGAAGGCUGUGAUCCAACAAUCGAACACCUUGCGAGACUAAAAUACACAGAAAUGGCAAUAAAGGAAGCAAUGAGACUGUUUCCUGGUGGACCUGUAUUCGGAAGAAAAUGCACUGCCCCGACGUGCAUAUCGAAAUCUGUCAUUCCAGAAGGGACCAACAUUAUUCUGGGAAUCUACAACGUGCACCGAAAUCCGAAGCACUGGGGAACCAACGUGGAUUCCUUUGACCCGGAUCGCUUCCUCCCAGAGAGGGUUGCCGAGCGGCACCCUUACGCGUUCCUUCCAUUCAGCGCUGGAUUACGCAACUGCGUGGGUCACAAGUACGCUAUCAUGGAUAUGAAGAUAAUACUAUGCUAUUUGUUGCGCUCGUACCGGUUCCGCUCGCCCCUGAAAAUGGACGAGUUGCAGCUCACAAUGAGUGUCACACUGAAGAUCACGAACAGACAAGUGGCGAUCGAACGAAGAGGCGAGUAGCGGUUCUAUGGGAAGAGAUACCACUUAGCAAUUAAACAUGAACCUAACAUGUAAUUUGUGGGAAAUAAAUUAAGGGAUCGCGCUUGUUAGAGCACAGUUACUGGGAAAUAUAUGUAUUAAAACGUUUGAUUCUAUGCCUGAUAUUGCUAAUAUAAAGUUCUUAAUAUUGUGAUUUUAUUCACACACCGUUUCUGAAAACUUCAGUGGAAUCACGUGAAACAUUAUCAAAACACUUAAUACGAGUAUCGUAUGCGUUUGCUACUGAUGAUGAUAAUAUACCCUUCCUUCACUUCCUCAAAAGUAUUACGCAAUUCAGCGAUAGCACCACAUUACAUUGCUUGUUUCAUCAUCUAUUUAGUCGUGAGAAUAGUGAAGCGUGCCACUUGAUAAUAAUGCAACAAUUGUACAAAUAAUUUUAACAAAUAUGAACAGCACAAUGGGAACGAGCUACAACUAUAAAAGAAGAAGAACUGGUACGAUAUUACAACUAGCUCAAUUACUAUCCGUGAGCAUUAUAAACCGGGUGUAAUUCAAAACUGACUAGGCUGUCCUUAAAUGCGUGUAUGUACAAUGUAGGUCUUCUUCUUCUUAUAGGCAUUACAUCCCCACACUGGGACAGAGCCGCCUCGCAGCUUAGUGUUCAUUGAGCACUUUAACAGUUAUUAACUGCGAGGUUUCUAAGCCAGGUUACCAUUUUUGUAUUCAUAUAUCAUGUUUUUUUUUACAC